UACAAGGCGACGUAUGGCAAGCAAUCACUAUAUAAAGCCUUCCAAUUAGCUCAAAUUUUAUCCAGUGUCGAGCUGCAAUUUCUGUAGUCAACAAGUAAUUGCUUCCGUACGCAACUAAUAUUCCCACAACCAACAUGUUCAAACUGAUUCUCAUCUCUGCUCUAAUUGCGGCAGUUUAUUGCGCCCCAGCGGAUAAAGCGGGACAGGACCGCAUGGAUAUAUCAGAAACGUCGUGGAACCCUGCAUGGUCUAACCACGCCAAUCCGAAUGCUGCCUGGCAAAACCCGAACGCUUGGGGCGCCAACAGCUGGAACCGUUGGAACAAUCCUUCCGAACAACGCUGGAACCGUUGGGGAGCCAAUGCUGAUCCCUGGAAUCGUUGGGGAGGAGCUAAUGCUGGAUGGAACCAAUGGAACCGUGCUGGAACUUGGCCAGCUGGUGGCGCCGCUGCGAACCGUGCCUGGAAUCCAUGGUAAAUGGUAUCAAAUGUUCACAGAACAGUUACCAAUGGAUGUCGCAUCUAAACCCUAUAAAGAAAGGCUAUGUUUUUGGUCGAAUUUAUCUGUUUCUUAAUAAAGUUCUCAAAUCUCCAA
Messenger RNA from Malaya genurostris, 593 nucleotides. RefSeq names its product bifunctional endo-1,4-beta-xylanase XylA-like. The transcript is spliced from 3 exons. Bases 135 to 476 code for a protein of 113 amino acids. The record is from RefSeq and is a predicted model, not a curated record. NCBI's taxonomy places the organism in Eukaryota, Metazoa, Arthropoda, Insecta, Diptera, Culicidae.